AUGAACAGAGUAGAAGGUGGUAGAAAGAACCCUGAGGAAAAAGCCGUGUUCUAUGCUUUCACCUAUACAGGGACAAAUAGGCCUGCCCUCCUAAACCCUACAGGCAGCGUGGGAGCAGCCAACAAAUCAGAAGAAAGCCAAACAUCCUUAAGAGCUAGUGCUCAGGGCCGGGAGGCGCCGGGCUCAGCAGGAGGGUGCGCACCAGCCUUUGCCGCAAUCCCUCGACGUCACGCUCCCGCCCGGGGCUCCCGAGGAGUGCAGCUGCCCGCGGGCCUGGCAGACAGCCCGAGCCGAGUCCCAUCCCUCAUCUCGGGGAGCCCGGGGCCCAGCGGGGAGACCGGAUUGUGCAACCCGAGGAGUCCCCGCCAGGGUCCCCGCCAGGAUCCCCGCCGCGCGCCCGCUCUGCGCCGAGAUGGACUUCCCCGAGGCGCACCGAUAGUGGCCAGAACUGGGACCGCAACCAGCCCUCUGGUCGGCGCCCACACCUUCUACCGCCCCCGAGGCCCGGCCACCCAUAGGCUGGAGGCACCUGGGUGCCCUCACCGCCCGGCCCCGCGCCCUUGCUGCCAGAAGGCGGCGCGCGCCGCCAGCCACCCCCAACCCCCGGCCCAGGGCCGCCCGGGCACUCGGGACUCCGGCCAGUGGCACGGCCGCCGCUCCCACCCGCCCCGCCCCGGCGCCGGCGCCCACCCCAGGGCUUGCCCUUGGAACUCACCAGCUCCGGGUGAAAGUUGGGGGCGGCGGCGGCGGCGGCGCUCCACGGUGACUCGAGUUCAGAGCGGGGGGCGCGACGGGGCGGCCCCGUGGGGCCCGCGCAGGGCAGGCUGCGGGGUCGGGGCCCUGGGUGGCGCGGCCGCCCUGCCUGCCGCGGGCUGGAGGCUGCAGCGCGUCGGGCCCAGAGGCGCCACGGCAGGGGAUCGAGCGGUGGACUGCCCGGAGCGGCGGGAGAGGAACUGGCUGUCGCUGGGCUCGGCCGAGAGGUCCCAGCUACUUCCUGGUGCUCGGAUUUGCAUACUGAGCCGGGAGGGCGGGGAAGUGACCGUUUGGCCCCUGCCCAAGGUUUGGGUCUUUGGUGUGGCCGUCGCGCGAGCUUUGAUGGCAGAGAAACUUAGCCUCUCAUCGCGGUGCUCGAGAAUGUGGAGCCGCUGGGGCCCCGCAUCCUCCUGUGACGGGGACAGAAGGAUCUUCCAAGGAGAUCUCCGGAGCCUGGAAGUGGAAAAUGGAGAUGAGGGUGCCUACCUCAGAGGGCCACUGGGAGGAUGAAAUGCCUUGUGUAAAGGGUUCUCACUGUGCCUAGAACACAGUGAUGGUAGCUGUUACCCGUUCAUUCCUGCCCUCUCUCCCUCCCGGCAUGGAGCACAGUGCUUGGCACACAGCAAGCGCAUAAUCAAUGUUUGUGGAAAGAAUGAUUACAUCGUCAAGCCCAUGUUCCAACUCGGUAAAUGCCACAUAGAAAUCCAAAAUUAUAAUAUUAGUCCCAGUCACAGCAGAUGACCAAUUGUUGUAAGCGAGAUUCACUAGGAUCCCAACAUUACACUGCAGUGUAGAAUUUGCAGGGAAAUAAACAGUGCCCUGUAGGAGAUUUCCUCUUUGUAUUAAUAACAGCAAACACACAGGGCCUAUCAGGUGCCAGACAUUUCGCUAAGCCCUUAAGAUUGAUUACCUUUCAUUAAUAUGUUCUUUCUUUAAAUUAUUAUUCUUUUAAAUCA
Molecule: messenger RNA, 1709 nt
Organism: Lutra lutra (Eurasian river otter)
Lineage: Eukaryota; Metazoa; Chordata; Mammalia; Carnivora; Mustelidae
Product: translation initiation factor IF-2-like
Exons: 5
Coding region: 1-1263 (420 amino acids)
Source: RefSeq, a predicted model, not a curated record